AUGGUUCGCAAAAAGUCAAUAUCGUCAAAAGUUAAGACGCGAAAAGAAGCGUACAAACGACGAGAAAAAGUUCGUUUAGAUAUUAAUCGUUCAUGGAGAAUAUUAAUUCUAACUGUAAAAGCUUUCAGAAAAUUUUUAAGUUUUAAACACACCAAUAAAGAUGUUCCAUGUGUGCGAAAGACAUUAAAUAUAUCAAAAGAUGAUUUAAUUCAUUCAAGCUGCGUCAAUUAUAGACAAAACACACAUGUACCUAUUACAUGUUAUAAUUCAUUACAAAUAAACGCACAUAGUGAUGAUCAAAAAAUUGUCAAAGAUAUUGUUAACAAAAUUGUAUCACGAGUUUGUCGUCGAGAUAACGAAAGAAAAAGGCAGUUAAAAAACAGAAAGGAAAAAAUUAAAUCAAGAAAUAAUGUUCAUAAUGAAAUAUCUACCUCAAAACUUAGUAGGCAAAGCUAUUGGUUGAAGAAAAAAACUUCUCAUAAUGCUUCAUUUCGUGUAAAUGAAUAUGAACGUUUAAAAAAAUGUUAUCACAAUAAAUAUCAGAACAAUAUUGAUUUUCGUAGCAAAGAAAAAACUCGAAGUAAUUUACAUAUUUUAACGAAAUAUCAUGCUGCUUCAAAUGUCCGUGAAAAAAUUAAAUCACAUUCAAAGAAAGAUAAUUUCCAAAAAUAUCAUAAUGAUAAAACUUUUCGUGAAAAAAUUAAAGCACAAUCAAAGGAUAAUAGUUUUUAUAAAUAUCAUAAUAAUACAACAUUUCGUAAUAAAAUCAAAACAAGAUCGAAGAUUCAUAUUUUGAAUAAAUAUCAUAAUAAUUCAGAAUUUCGUAAUGAAUAUAAAGCACGUUCAAAAAAACAAGUUUCGAGGAAGUAUAAAUUUGAUUCAAUGAUACGAUUGAAAACAAUUGAACGUGCAAUGAAUUGGUAUCAUAAAAAUAAUACAUUGACGAGACAAAAUUCAAGACGACUUUAUAAUCAACGUAGACGUAUUUUAAAAAAAUAUGCUGUUGUUCAAAGUCGUAAGUGUAUAAUAAAACAUAAAAAUUUAUACAUGAAUACUUUGAACAGAUUUCGACAAAUAACUCGAGAAGGACCUGAUUAUGUUUGUAUAUCAUGUCAAUUAACACUUUUUCGUAACCAAGUGAUACCAUUCGUUGAAGAGAAAUAUAUAAAACAAAACAUGUCAUAUGAAAUAAUAAAACAUAUGCAAUCUUACUUUAAGUGUUCAUCGUCAACAGAACAAACGUGGAUUUGUAAAUCAUGUUCAGACAAAAUAAAGAAACAACAAAUGCCUAGUCGAUCAUUGUUGAAUAAAUUGGAAGUGUGUGACAUUCCAUCUGAAUUAAAAAAAUUAAAUAAUCUUGAAAAACAUUUAAUUGCUUUACGAUUACCUUUUAUGAAAAUUGUAAAUUUAACAUCGGGCAAACUAUCAAGUAGAUUGGCACAAAAAGGUACUAAAGGACCACUUCAUUGUGUACCAUCAGAUGUAGAAGAUACUGUAACUACAUUGCCUCGUCCAGUUGAUAAAUCGAUGAUGGUUCGAUUACAAUUGAAACGUCGACUUAAGUAUAAAGCUGUGUGGGAAGAACAAUUAAUAAAUCCACAUGACGUCACAGAUGCUCUAUUCGUUUUAACUAAGAUGCAUCCAGGAUAUAAAAGUAUAAAGAUAAAUGAUAUUCAUGAAAAUUAUCUUACUUCUGAUCAAGAAAAAGAUUAUGAAAAUAAUAGUGAGUCAGUAAUUGAAUCAAUGGAUGUUGACACCAAUGAAGAAGAAAAUGUCAUUGAAGAAACAGAAGUAUCAAACGAAAAUCAUCUAAAAAGAUUAGCUUUGGGUGAUAUUAAUAAUACUAUUGACAGUGAUGAAGAAAUAUAUGAGGAUGAUAAAGACAUUCGUACUAAAUAUAAUAUUGGUACAGAUUCAUGUACUCAACCAUGUGAUUUUAACGAUUUUCUGCUGUUUGAUAAAGAACCAUGCGUAGUAGCACCAGCUGAAAAAAAUAAAUUAAGUUCAUUAUUAACAGAUAAAACAAUUGAAGCAUUAGCCUUUCCUCAUUUAUUUCCAGAUGGUCAAGGCUCAUAUGACGAAGAUCAAGAUAUGAGUAAAGAAGAUCGUGAUAUGCUUGAAAAAUGCUAUCAACGUUUUUUAAACAAAGAAUAUCAUCCAGAAGCAUUACAUCUUUUUGCUAGAAAUGCUCAGGUUGAUAUACAUAACGAGGAGAUGGUUAAAAAAAUUUGUACCAAUAUUCGAACAUUUUAUGAAGUUGAUAAGAAUGAUAAAGAAAUAAAUCAAAAUGAAUCUAAACAUACGAAAAGAAUAAAUAAACCACUACAACUUGCUAAACAUGCUAAAGUAAUGAUAACCAAAAAUAUUUGUGUCAAUGAUGGUUUAGCUAAUGGUGUGACAGGUCAUAUUGUAGAAUUUGUAGAAAAUAAUAAUGGAAACAUUUCUCAUAUAAUAAUCAGAUGUGAUUCACCUAAAGUUGGACGUCUUCAUCGAGUUACUUGUCCACAUUGUCAUGGACAAGACACAAUAUGUGUCAUACGAGAAAGUAACACUAUUGAUCAAUUAGACUAUAAUUCACAAUCAAAAAAAGGAACAAAACAAUUUCCUUUACGUCUAAGCUGGGCAAUGACUAUACACAAAGCUCAAGGAAUUACUGUUGAUCAAGUUGUUAUUAGUACGAAAGAUUUAUUCGGAAGUGGAAUGGGAUACACAGCAUUAUCACGUGUUCGUAAUUUAGAAGGAUUGUUUCUUAUUGAUUUACACGUCAACAAAUUCUACUGUAACGAAAAUGUUGACAAAGUUCUUUCUCAAAUGAAAAUAAUGAGAAAAAAACGAUUAAUAUAUCAACAAUCUCCACAAUUUUUAAAUAUAUUGUUUCACAACAUUGAAGGAUUAAAAAAUAAUUUUCAGGCGUUUUCUAAUUACCAUUUAUUACAUAAAACAGAUUUGAUUUGUCUAGCAGAAACAUGGUUGAAAGAUGAUAAUCGAUUGGAUCAUCUUCAAAUAAUUGGUUAUAAUUUUAUUCAUAAAACACGAGCAUGUUCAUUUGUAUCAAACCAUUCACUUCAUUCACAAAAAGGUGGUGGUGUUGCUAUAUAUUUUCGGGAAACUAUUCCUAUAAAAAAAAAUGAUUCAUAUGCACAUGAAAAUCUUGAAUGUAUUACUGUUGAAAUAGGAAAAAAUAAAAUAGUUAUUAUUGUAUGUUAUCGAUCACCACAACAGGAUAAAAAAGAAUUUAUUGUAAAUUUAAUUCAAUAUUUAAAAAAAAUUAACAUUGAUAAAAAUAUUCUUCUUAUUGGCGAUUUUAAUGAAGAUAGUCUUGAAAAUAAAUCAAAACCUAUUGAAACAAAUUUGCAAAAUUUAGGUUUUGUAAAUAUAUUUAAAGAUAUGUCUACGACAAAUAAUUUAACAAGCCUUGAUUGUAUUUAUUCUAAUUUUAUAUUAGAUCAAGUUCAAUAUCGAGAUGUAACAGGAAUAUUUUAUAGUUUUCAUGAUGCAUUAGUUUGUUCUAUUGAUAUAGAAAAUAUAGAUAAAGAAUCGAACAAAGAGAUUGAGUUCAAUAACGAUGAAAAGAUGGAUACAGAUACGUCUUUACAUAGUUCAUUGUCAUUCCUGGAAAUUUCUAAAAAAACAAAUAAAAGAAAAAAAAAUACAACAGUGAAAUCAAAUCAUAUGUUUAAAAAAGUAAAAGUUGCAUCAACUGUCAACAUUCAUAAUAAUGUUUUAAAAGAAAAACAAAGAUUAUUUCUUCGUAAUUAUCCUAAUAUAAAAAAAGGAAAUUGUUUAGAAAUAAAAAGACACCCAUUUACUUUUAAUGAUCAACUUUCUAUUAUAGGUUUAAAAAAAAUUAAUAUAAUAGCAGAUGGUAAUUGUUUCUUUCGUGCAAUUUCACAUCAACUUUAUAGACACGAAAAUAGUCAUUUAAAUAUCAGAUCUGAAACAAUAAACUAUUUAAUUCAAAAUAUGAACGAUUUUACACCAUUUAUUGAUGAAAUGUAUUCAACGAUAGAAAAUUACAUUCAACAAAUGAGUAAAGAUGGAACAUAUGCCGACCAUCUUGCACUUUCAUCUACAGCCGUUAUCAUCAAUAAAAAUAUAAUUAUUCAUGAACUCGAAAAAAAACCUCUACUUAUUCCUGGUUCUGAUUUUCUUGAAGAUCAAUUACAUCUCUUUUAUGAUCCAAAUAUUCCACAUUACGAUAGUGUUGUUUGUAUUGAUGGCAGUCCAGCCUUUCUUUCGUCUGAACAUAUAUUAUUUACUUAA
This is a messenger RNA of Rotaria sp. Silwood2, 4263 nucleotides long. Lineage: Eukaryota; Metazoa; Rotifera; Eurotatoria; Philodinida; Philodinidae. The record is from the annotation of a GenBank genome assembly.